AUGAGCCACGACGACAGCGAAGUCGGACCCCAGUACGACCCACAACGUACCACGGCGGCAGCACAGUACCAGAGCUACGAGGAUCUCUGGGGAUGGGGCUGGCGUCCUUAUUAUUUUGACUCAAACUUCUCCGAGGAUUAUUAUUUCGACCUGUAUAAGACAUGGGGUAUCGGGUGGGCACUUGAAGCGCUCGGACUCAACCCGUGGGCAACCAGAUUCCAAGAUGGCGAGAACCACAUCGUCGCCUAUCAGCACAAAAUACCCGAAGAUGUCCUCCCCCUCGAGGAUCAAACGUACAUUGUUAACGGCAAGGAGUACCGGGCUACAGGUGCUGAUUUUACCUUCUCACUCAACACCAAGGACGGCGUCAUUAUAGGCAUGGACCGUACAAGCCCCAAGGAAGCAGGCAAGACGAAGGUAUCGCCGCCAGUUACCGGUGACGGACUGCCGAAGCUCAACCAAUUUUCAGACGUGGCGUGGCUGGAAUGGCAACACAUGAUGAGCCAGAACAAUGGGGACAUCAAAAACAUCCAUUACUUUGUGUCUAUAUUGGUCGUCAACCCAGAGACUAGAGCAGUGGUGGCGAGAGCAUUGCGCACUCGAAAUAAAAGGUUUCUAGAAGAUUUUCCAGGGGAGACGUUUGAACGGGGGACAGACGAAAUGAACGCAAUCAUGGGCACACCGAACAUCCAAGGCUUCGCAUAUAUGCUUGUUCAGCAUAAAGCGCAGCUGGGCAACAUGUACAUCAAGAAGAUCCAAGUCUUCACGUGCCAGACGGCGGCCGAGCCUCCUUGUAUCAUCGCGCAUGUAUCCAAGCCAGACGUCUGGGUUGACCCCGGGGGCGGCGAAGUCGUCAGACGCGACGGAGGCCACAACGUAGCGCGUAUGCACAGGAUCUUCGCGAAGCUGUGA
Molecule: messenger RNA, 912 nt
Organism: Alternaria ventricosa
Lineage: Eukaryota; Fungi; Ascomycota; Dothideomycetes; Pleosporales; Pleosporaceae
Exons: 2
Coding region: 1-912 (303 amino acids)
Source: RefSeq, a predicted model, not a curated record